AUGAGCUCCUCUCUGCCUGAGAGUGGGUUCAUCAAAGAAAGCUCAAGUAUUGGCUGUCUCCAGUACACCCCCCCUCCUCUUGCCGUCCAAUCAGAGGCGGCAGCAGCCAGGCAGAGCUGCCAGUGUGAUGCUGCACUCAGAAACAGAGCAGAGCCUUCUGCGUUUAUCCUGUCUCAGAGAGCUACCUCGAUGGAUUUCGAGGCAGAUGGAAAAGAACUGAACGAAGGUUGCAGCACAGCCGUCACCAUGGAAACCACUGAACAAUCGGAGCCGGCGAUGGACUGUGAAGUGGAGGUCGCAGUGGCUGAUUCACCUGAGCACAGGGAAGAUUGCACUGCAGAUGAUGAACCUGUUUGCUUAGAGACAGACUCAUCAGAUUUCCCGGGGGAAACGGCGACGCUUGACAAAUUAUUAACUGACCUGCCAACCGGCACAAUUGAUAUUGACAACACUGACUGCCCUGAAACGCCUUGUGAGGCUCCAAAUGAAGCUUUGAUACUGGAAUCAGGGCAUGAAGAGCUCAACAGGAAUGAGUCAAUCAACUCCUCUGUGUCCGACACACUCUCCAGUGCUGACAGUGUGUAUGAGAACGAGGUACAUUGUAAGAAGCAGGACAUGCCAGAACAAGAUCCUGAGCAAGAACAAGUCCCUGAGCCAGAGCAGUAUCCCGAGCCAGAACAAGACGUUGAACCAGAACAAGACGUUGAACCAGAGCAAGAUGUUGAACAAGCGCAAUUCCCUGAGCCAGAGCAAUACCCUGAGCCAGAGCAAUACCCCGAGCCAGAGCAAUACCCCGAGCCAGAGCAAUACCCCGAACCAGAGCAAUACCCCGAACCAGAAGAAGACACUGUACCAGAUUAUUACCCUGAUGAAGACCUAGACCUGGGGCAGUACCCUGAGGCUGAUCAAGACCCUGAACUAGACGAGUACCCUGAGCCGGAGCCAUACCCUGACCUAGAGUUAUACCCUGAACCGGAGCCUGAGGAUGAGGAUAAUAAGCUUUAUCUCGAAGAUGAUGGUUAUCCAAAUGUGGCAGUCGAUGCAGAGGAAGACCCAGAGGCCUGUGAAAUCCUGUUUGAACCGCCCAUUACCGAGGAGUCGAUACUAGAACAAUGUAUUAGAGAAGAUGCAAUGUCAGAUGUUUCCAAUGAGUUCUGCCAUGACCAAGACCCUGAUGAUAUGGACGAAUGCCUGGGAGUUGAGAUUGAAGCCGCUUCGUCAGACAGUGACACAGACGACAAAUGGAGAUCAAUAUUUUCUUCGUCCAUAAAUAAAGAAGAUGACGACUCAUAUUUGGACAAUCUUGAGCUGAGUGCUCAGGAGCUCUUUGUGCAGAAGGUUGAGGUGACAGACUUUCAGGAGGAAGACACCAACAACAUCGAAGAAGUCCAUAUUGAGGUUCCACAAGUGGAAGAAGUUCUGGAACAACCUGAGGAUGCCAUUUCCUUUCCUAUCCCUCCACAAGAGGUUAAAUAUAACCCUUUAGGCCUUCAAGGUUUGUCCAAAAUCUCUGAAGAUGAGGGUGAAAAUGGAAAAGAUGCCAAUCAUAACCACGCCGCCAAUGAAACGCACAUCGACGCAGACUCGAACAAGAAGCAACCGAAAGACUUCUGUGUGAUACAGGAGACCAAGAGUAAGAAUGUCAGCACAGAGCAUGUGGACUUCCAGCUGGCUCGAAAACAGUGGCGGGAAAUGGAGGAGCAAACUAAGAACAAGAUCAUCAUCCCUACUACCAAGCCCCCCAGCUUUCACGGCAGCCACAGCUUCAUGUACACACCGGUCCGCAACAUUGAACGAACUCAGAAGAAAGCUUACGAACUGGAGAACUUGAAUCUGCUUGGCGAUUAUCCUCACACGCAAUUCAGCCCUUGCUCAGAGGAUUCUGGCCUGGAUGAUUCCAGCUACAGGUCCCCGUAUGAUGACCUGGAGACAUCUGUCGAAAGGGAGAUUCGCAUAUCAAUGGAGCGGGAGGAAAACUUCAGGAGAGAAAAGGGCCUCUCCAGGAUGGGCAAAUCCACUGAUUGUGCUCCAUCACGAAGUAUGCCGAGAUCUAUAAGCACUCCACUGACGCCGUCGUUCAUCAUUACCUCCUCACCCAGUAAGGAACCACAAAGACAUGAAGUAUCGGCAAACAACGUUAUCAUUCUCGACCCAAGAAAUGAUUUCACAUCCAACCUGAGACACGGCAAAGACAACGGGGCGGCUCGGUCCGGAGAGUGGUGCUCCGAGGACAGCAGCUCCAACGUCAUCAUCCUGGAGACAUCCAACCUGAUUAUCCGAAGUGCCUCCGAUUUCUCACUCAACAAAGCCUGUGAGCAACCCCAGGAGAAGAUGUUCCUUAACAACCCCUUUUUCAAGCUGCGUUCAAGAAGCACAAUGUCGCUGGUGGAUGAAGAGAUUAAGAUGAUGAAGCAGAGGGAGGAAGAGCUCAGGAAAGAGAGGGUGAAUAUGUACGGGAAAGACAGGUUCGAUAACGAAAGGAUAUUGUCAAAUCACAUGGACACGUUGUCGUUUGACAAUCCAGUGAAGUGCAAGUCGUCCCCAUCAUCACCAAUGAAAACGGCCUACAGGAUGGAUCGCUCUGCUCUGUCCUGUGAUCACAGAUUUCCAGACCUCUACGCAGGAGGAAGACGCAAGAGUGCUAUGGCUCUGCGCUGGGAGGCGGGCGAGUUUACAAAAAACGAAUGAAAAGGACCAAGUCAACAGAUUGCCAUAUAUGGGCAUCAAUUGUCAAUGUUUUACUCAUACAAGUUGAAUGCAGUGUUGCAAUUGUUUGUUUCAUUUGGUGACAAAACCGAAACGCUCUGCUUCUGUGAUGCUUUGGGCAAAAUUGGCAAGACAAUGAGAAUUUUUUUUGGUUGACAAAAUUCAUAUAAAUGUUCUACAGUUUUAUUCUGAUAACACUAACUUCCGGGCAGAGGGUGUGCGUUUGUUUCCUGAUCAAAGCUGCUGCAGGAGAUGACAGUUUAUACUACUUGUUGGAUUAAUAAAAUCAUCUUUAUUACAAUUUCGACAGGAACAGUGCCAACACACAGCUUCCACUUAAAACAAGGUAUGAGGAUUUGGAACUGUGGAAAAUGGUGAUUAUCAUGCAAUAAUGUUUAAUAUCGGCAUGCCUCCUGGCGAACGAUCACCUGCAUAUUAUACCGUUUAAAAAGACAUAAACUUCAAAAAGCUGCCAGUAGAAGAAAAAAAUACUUUGAAUAUUGACCUUGUUUUUCUGGGAUAGUAGUAAACCAAUCUUAAUAUAGUACUCACAUGCCAUAUGUACAUAAAACGUUAUUGGUAGCUGUCAGAUACA
Messenger RNA from Trematomus bernacchii (emerald rockcod), 3301 nucleotides. It is a transcript of the gene palmdb, whose product is annotated as palmdelphin b. Bases 1 to 2688 code for a protein of 895 amino acids. The record is from RefSeq and is a predicted model, not a curated record. Lineage: Eukaryota; Metazoa; Chordata; Actinopteri; Perciformes; Nototheniidae. The transcript is spliced from 4 exons. Gene Ontology annotation, cellular component: cytoplasm.